Molecule: messenger RNA, 459 nt
Organism: Chara braunii
Lineage: Eukaryota; Viridiplantae; Streptophyta; Charophyceae; Charales; Characeae
Source: the annotation of a GenBank genome assembly
ACGAGGCAUUUGACUACCUUCAGACAGUUAUAGUUACUCCAGUCGUUCACCAAAAGAUGAUAUGCUGUUUUUUGCUUGUCGGUAUAAAGUUGACGAGGCCGAGGUGGAGAAGGAGGAAGGAAGAGGCGAUGGAGGAGGACGAAGAGAAGGAGGAGGUGAUGGAGGAGGAAGAAGAUGAGCAUGAGGAGGUAGAGGAGGAGGAUGGAGAGGAAGAGGUGGGGAUGGAGGACAAGGAGGAAGAGGAGGCGAAGGAGGAAGAAGAGGAGGAGGAGGAGAAGAAGGAGGAGGAGAAAGAGGCGAUGGGGGAGGAGGAAGAGGAGGAGGAGGAGGAGGAGGAGGAGGAGAUGAUAAUCGCUUGUUAUGUCUGAGAAUAACAGCGGUAAUUCGCAGUGUGACCAGUAAUACGCGAUUUCUAGCAGGGCCGCGGACGCACACGAUCAUGGUAAUGCUAAAGCUAAG